Molecule: messenger RNA, 1524 nt
Organism: Mucor velutinosus
Lineage: Eukaryota; Fungi; Mucoromycota; Mucoromycetes; Mucorales; Mucoraceae
Exons: 7
Coding region: 1-1524 (507 amino acids)
Biological process (GO): metal ion transport
Cellular component (GO): membrane
Molecular function (GO): cadmium ion transmembrane transporter activity; manganese ion transmembrane transporter activity
Source: RefSeq, a predicted model, not a curated record
AUGCAGUUAAAUGGAGAAAACUCAUCAGAGGCUUCUAGGCUGCUUGAAAAUGUACAAAGCAACUAUCAAUCCAGAGACAAUUACGACUGGAAUGUAGAGAUAGACGUCAAAGGCCAAGUGAACACAGGCCCAGAAGAAGAGUUUACUGCAUUUUCAUUCAAUAAAUUGCUCCAAUACACAGGCCCUGGAUGGCUCAUGGCCAUUGCAUAUUUGGAUCCCGGAAAUCUUGAAUCUGAUCUCCAAGCUGGCUCUGUUGCUGGGUACAAGUUGCUAUGGCUAUUGUUCUGGUCUCAUGUUGCAGGUUUAGCCAUUCAAAUUUUAUCACUGAGAUUGGGCGUGGUGACACAGAGCCAUCUUGCUCAACUCAUUCGACAAAACUACAGCAGACCAGCAUCCGUAGCUAUUUGGCUGUUUACACAAUGUGCCAUCAUCGGAUCAGAUAUUCAAGAAAUCAUCGGCACAGCGAUUGCACUUAAAAUCUUGUUUUCGCUGGAAUUAUGGGUAGGCGUCAUGAUCACAGCGACAGACACAUUUCUCUUCAUGUGGCUACAGCAGUAUGGUGUGCGCAAGAUUGAAGUGUUCUUUAUGACCCUCAUUGGCGUAAUGACUGUAUGCUUUUGGCUGGAAAUGUUUGCUUCACAGCCCAGUAUUGAUCUGAUCCUGCAAGGUAUUUUGGUGCCUGAGAUCCCUGCUGAAGCAACAACGCAAGCAGUGGGUAUGGUGGGUGCUGUGAUUAUGCCACACAACAUGUUCUUGCACAGUGCUCUUGUGAUGUCUCGUUAUCUCGGCACGACGCCUACAGAGAACAAAAAGCGAGAAGCCAACUUUUACUUUGCCAUUGAAUCUACAGUAUCGUUGCUUGUGUCCUAUUUGAUCAACUUGGCUGUUGUCGUUGUCUUUGCUCAAGUAUUCUAUAAGCCUGGUCAGCCCAUCACACAGUUGCCUGGCUUGUAUGAUGCGUCUGAAGUGCUCUCAAACACGCUGGGUAGAAAUGCCAAGUAUUUUUGGGCAUUGGGUCUCUUAGCGGCUGGUCAGUGCUCCACAAUGACGGGUACAUUAGCAGGCCAAUAUGUUGUGGAAGGGUUUUUAGGAGCCAUCUUUAAGAAGCAAUGGCAUCGUGUUGCAUUAACUCGCGCAGUUGCACUUGUGCCCAGUAUGCUGGUCGCUGUAUUAGCUGUAGAUCGAUUUGAUACAAUGGGCGAGUUCUUGAAUGUGCUUCAGAGUUUGUGCCUUCCUACAGCUGUGAUACCCAUCCUGAAACUGACAGCAUCGCAGCGAGUGAUGACCAAGGUAUUCAAAAACUCAACGAUUACCAAUGUUGUAUGUUGGGCCAUUUCAUUUAUUGUGAUCGGUUUCAAUGUCUAUCUUGUUAUCGACUACUUGGAUGAUCUGCAAUGGCCCCUGUAUGCCAUGGUGCUCUGUAUCAUGUACUUUUCUUUUGUUUUGUACUUGAUUUACAAACCCCUCGAGAUUUCUGACACCAAGGAGAUGGAUCGAGAUGCAGUAUCAGAACAAAGCCUGUAG